Messenger RNA from Aspergillus ochraceoroseus IBT 24754, 4150 nucleotides. RefSeq names its product Cu(2+)-transporting P-type ATPase CCC2 (gene ctpA). Gene Ontology annotation, molecular function: ATP hydrolysis activity; ATP binding; copper ion binding. The coding region runs from base 184 to 3729 and encodes 1181 amino acids. Gene Ontology annotation, biological process: monoatomic cation transport; copper ion homeostasis. The transcript has a single exon. NCBI's taxonomy places the organism in Eukaryota, Fungi, Ascomycota, Eurotiomycetes, Eurotiales, Aspergillaceae. The record is from RefSeq and is a predicted model, not a curated record. Gene Ontology annotation, cellular component: membrane.
GUUUAAUAAUUGCUUCCCUUGCCCUGUUAGUUACCUUCUGCGUCUCCCCCUCCCUUCCUCCCUUCUUUCCUUUUAUAUAUUUUGCUGGGUUGACCGUAGGAAUCUCCAGGAGAACGUUCUUAUGCGGUGACGAACUGUCCUUUCCGGCUUCUGUUGCUUCCCCACUCCAUCAACACGGAGCAGAUGGCGGCCUACACAGCAAUACGCGCCGAAGGUGAUGGUCCCUCCGCAGGCCGAUCAUCGUCGCAAAUGGCUACCACAACGGUUAGUGUAGACGGAAUGACAUGCGGCGCAUGCACCUCUGCUGUGGAAGGGGCUUUUAAAGGUGUCGAAGGGGCGGGUGAGGUCUCCGUGAGCUUGAUGAUGGGCAGGGCCGUUGUACAUCACGAUCCUACCCGCCUCCCUGCGGGAAAAGUUGCCGAGAUAAUCGAAGAUUGCGGGUUCGACGCGACAGUUCUUUCCACCGAUAGCUCCUCGAUCCCGACGUCUGCGCAUGGGGCUUUCGAGGCUGAGGAAACGAAAAUCGCAUCCACCACAUUGGCCGUGGAGGGUAUGACAUGCGGGGCGUGUACCUCCGCAGUGGAAAGCGGUCUAACAGAGACACCUGGUGUACGUUCUGUCAGUGUCUCAUUACUUUCAGAGCGUGCGGUAGUGGAGCAUGAUCUGUCUACGAUUUCAGCGGAGCAAAUUGCGGAGGUUAUUGAGGAUCGUGGCUUUGGGGCCAAGGUGUUGGAAACCUUGACGCCCCGGGGUGGCUCUGGCAGCUCUCAGCAAUCUGCGGAUCCUUCGUCACAGUUAACGGUGACUACUGUGUCCAUCGAGGGAAUGACGUGCGGUGCAUGUACGUCGAGUGUACAGGGUGCCUUCGAAGGGAUAGAGGGCUUGGUUCAAUUCAACAUUAGUUUGCUUGCGGAACGGGCGAUUAUCACUCACAACGCUAACAUCCUUUCGUCUGACAAGAUCAUCGAGUUGAUUGAAGACGCGGGUUUCGAUGCCAGAGUAGUUUCAGAAAUGCAAGCCCACUCCCAGAAAGGAGGAUUAAGCCACGUUACGCUCGACCUUCAUGGCCUGCGCGAUAUGCACUCCGCUACGGGCCUGGAGGACUCCCUCAUGCAGAAAUCGGGCGUUGUUUCAGCAACUAUCACCUUUGCAACAUCUCGACUGGUUGUUUCGUACGACACCUCCAUGAUUGGGAUUCGCGCAAUCGUGGGCGCGAUUGAAGCCGCCGGGUACAAUGCCUUGCUGGCAGAUUCUGAUGAUAACAAUGCACAGCUGGAAUCUCUGGCGAAGACAAAAGAGGUUCUUGAGUGGAGGCGAGCCUUCCUAAUUUCACUUUCAUUUGCCAUUCCCGUGUUUCUGAUUAACAUGAUCCUACCUAUGUACCUCCGAAAGAUCGAUUUCGGCAAAUUUCAACUACUUCCGGGCCUCUACCUUGGGGAUGUGGCCUGUCUCGCCCUUACAAUUCCCGUACAAUUUGGCAUUGGAAAACGGUUCUAUGUCACCAGCUUUAAAUCAUUAAAGCAUCGCUCACCUACUAUGGAUGUCCUCGUUAUACUGGGGACCUCCGCUGCCUUCUUCUACAGUGUUUUUACUAUGGUGGUCGCCGUACUUGUCCAGCCCCAUACACGACCCAGCACUGUAUUCGAUACCAGCACGAUGCUCAUAACUUUCAUCACUCUUGGUCGAUGGCUAGAAAAUAGGGCCAAAGGUCAGACAUCAGCGGCUCUCUCUCGGCUCAUGUCUCUAGCGCCGUCAAUGACAACUAUCUAUGACGACCCAAUUGCUGCUGAGAAACUAGCUGAAGAAUGGACCAAGAGUGACACGGCGAACCGACAGCCGUCAUCAACCUCCUCUCCAGUUAGCCAUAAGAUUAUCCCGACUGAGCUUCUCGAAAUCGGAGACAUUAUUGUCCUCCAUCCAGGAGAUAAGGUUUCAGCAGAUGGUGUUGUUAUUCGCGGCGAAACGUAUGUGGACGAGAGUAUGAUUACCGGUGAAGCUUUACCAAUCCACAAGACGAAGGGUAGCAUCGUCAUUGCAGGCACCGUGAAUGGCACAAGCUCUAUAGAUUUCAAAGUUAUUCGUACGGGCAAAGAUACUCAGCUCAGCAAGAUAGUCAAAUUGGUCCAGGACGCGCAAACUAGCCGGGCCUCCAUUCAACGAAUGGCAGACAUUGUUGCCGGCUACUUCGUCCCUACAAUCAUCGGCCUUGGGCUGACUACAUUCUUUGGCUGGAUGUUCAUGAGCCACUUGCUUCCCAACCCUCCAAAAAUUUUCGUUUCAGAAGAUGGCGGAGGCAAAGUCAUGGUAUGCUUAAAACUGUGCAUAUCUGUCAUUGUCUUUGCCUGCCCAUGUGCCCUGGGACUCAGCACCCCGACAGCGGUGAUGGUUGGUACCGGAGUUGGUGCACAACAAGGCAUUCUCGUCAAGGGGGGCGCUGUUCUUGAGAGUGCCACAAAAAUAAAUCAUGUUGUCUUUGACAAGACCGGAACGUUGACGACCGGCAAAAUGAGCGUUGCAGAAACAAAAAUUGAGCGUCACUGGAUGUCAAACGAAUGGCGCCGUCAGCUUUGGUGGCUGAUUGUUGGACUUGCUGAAAUGAACAGCGAACACCCGAUUGGCAAGACGAUCUUCUCUGCAUCAAAGACUGAAUCAGGUCACUCGGGAGAAGGUGGGCUACCGGGAAGUUUGGGCGAUUUUGAUGCCUGUGUUGGCAAAGGCAUAUCUGCCUUGGUUGAACCUGCCUCCAGCGCUGAACGUAUCCGUUAUCGUGUUUUAAUUGGAAACUCCACUUUCUUGAAAUCCAAUCAUAUUCCAGUCCCUGAAUCUGCUGAGCAAGUUUCCGACGCACCUAAGGCUCCUGUUGGUAUCACCCAGAUUCAUGUUGCAAUUGAUGGACAGUUUGCUGGCACCAUUCUCCUCCAAGACACCAUCAAGGUAACUGCAGUCGCUGCGGUUGCUGCCCUACAUCGAAUGGGAAUCACCACUUCCUUGAUAACAGGAGACUCACAAGCGGCCGCUAUGGCCAUCGCCACAGCAGUUGGUAUCCCAGCCGACGCGGUCCAUGCCUCCGUUUCCCCAUCUGAAAAGCGGUCCAUCAUCACAAACCUUCAAGAAUCCGGUGACUGCGUCGCAAUGGUUGGAGACGGUAUCAACGACUCCCCCGCCCUUGCCACAGCAUCCGUCGGUAUCGCCCUCUCAUCCGGCACCGACGUUGCGAUGGAAGCAGCCGACAUUGUCCUCAUGCGGCCUGACGACCUUCUUUCCGUGCCCGCAAGUCUCGCUCUCUCCCGCUCCGUCUUCAACCGCAUUAAACUAAACCUCAUCUGGGCCUGCGCAUACAACAUCAUUGGUCUGCCGUUCGCCAUGGGCCUCUUCCUCCCCUUUGGCGGGUACAUGCUCCCUCCAAUGGCCGCCGGCGCAGCAAUGGCUCUCUCCAGUGUUUCGGUCGUCGUCAGCAGUCUCCUCUUGAAAUUCUGGAAACGCCCAUCCUGGAUGGACGCUGAGCUUCUCGAGAAGGAGCUUGCAGCUGGUUUCCGCGGGCCACAGAAGAGCUGGUGGAAUGCUGCCCUUUUCUCCGUUACUGGAUCUUCUGGUCGGAGAAACGGCCCAGUCCAAUGGAUCCGCAACGCAACUACAAAGACAUGGUCGUAUGUCACGGGGAGACCGGUCCAGACAACAAGUCUCGAGGGCGGAUAUGUCCCUCUCCAGACUGUUGAACCUGCAGUAUAAAACUCUGUCUUUUUUUUUCGUUUUUGUGUGUGUGUUGUUGGUUUCCGAUUCCAGGUUGUAUGUUUGCUGCCUGGUAGGCGUUUAUACACCUGCUUAUCGAAUGUCAUUGAUGAUUUUUUUUUCCUUUUGAUUUUUUGAUGAUGAUUGUUGUUGAGUUCACCAACACCCUGGCUAGACCUGGACCUGGGAACUUGUGAUUGUCAAUGUUUUAUGUGCUUGUUUUGCCCGAUACCUUUUGUUAUUUGUUACGUGAUUUAUGUUAUUGAAUGAUAUACAACCUACACAAUACACCUGUACAAUUCCUAUCCCUGCCCCUGUGCUAGUAGCAGUGUACUUGGUAUUCUCUUUCAAAGUAAUGCAUUCAUUUCCUAGCUGAAUCCUGUUCUAGCUACAAGGUACACAAUGGACUAGACACUGAAAA